Messenger RNA from Harpia harpyja (harpy eagle), 3700 nucleotides. It is a transcript of the gene RNF208, whose product is annotated as ring finger protein 208. Lineage: Eukaryota; Metazoa; Chordata; Aves; Accipitriformes; Accipitridae. Bases 1403 to 2200 code for a protein of 265 amino acids. The transcript has 3 exons. The record is from RefSeq and is a predicted model, not a curated record. Gene Ontology annotation, molecular function: ubiquitin protein ligase activity. Gene Ontology annotation, biological process: protein ubiquitination.
UGUGCGUGUGCGUGUGUGUGUGCGGGGCGUCGGGCUCUGCGGCCGGCGGGCCCCGGCGCUGCUGAGCGAGAGAAAUGUGAGCCGGCUGCACCACUGCGGCGGCACUGCGGGCGCCGGGCGGCAGCGGAGCGGGAGCGCGCAGGCAGCGCCCGCGCCCGCCGAGCCCCGCGGGACAGCGGGGACGGAGCCCGCCUGCCUGCCUGCCUGCACCUGCCGGACGGGGGGGGAAAAGGGGGGUGCCCCAGCUGCAGCCCCCCCCGCCCCCCCAAGGCAGGCAGCCUGCGCUGUCGGCCGGGGAGUGUUGCAUCAGCCCGGCGCGGAGCGGGGGCUCCGCGGCCGGAGGAGGCGGCGGGGGAGCCGGCGGAGGGAGAGCGGAGCCGCGGGGCGGGCGGAAGGUGCCUCCCCGGCGGCGGCUGCGGCGCUACCUGCCGCCUCCCCCCCGGCCGCUGGUCCCCGCGGAGCAUCCGGAGCCAGAGGAGCCCGGCGGGAGCCCGGCGCCGCCAGCCCUGCCUUUGUGCCCGGUGCCCUCCCCGCGCCGGCGGGGAAGCUGCCGGAGCGGGCGGCGGGGCCGUGGGAAGCGGGAGCGGGAGCCACGGCCCGGCCGGGAGAGGCGGCGGAGACCCGGCAGCAUCCUCGGGGAGCCGGCCCUCCGUCCGGGCAGCGCCCGCAUCCCUCUGCCUUUCAGAUAACCUUUAGCCGCUCGGGCCUCCGAACCUUUCCCGGGGACGGAGCGGGGCUCUGGAGGCUAAAUCGGGGACGCGGCCGCACCGGGAUCCCCCGUCCGAGGCACGGCGGGCCAACGCAGCAAGCACGAAGCUGAGCUGGGGACAGAGGUGCUGGGGACGGAGGAUACAAGGCACGUGGCAGCCCCGGCACCAGCUAAGGUGAGCUGCCCUCUGGCACGGGAUGGUCCCUGAACCCCUGCCCCGCGGGAGCUGCCAGUGACGGCAAGUGGGAGAGCCGGGAAGUCAGAGCAAAGGAAUUUGCAAACACAUUCUUCAGUGCCACGAGGAUCCCACGGCGCGUAAACAGGAAUAAAGGCCAGGUGGAGCUGAUCCAGCACGGGAAGAGCCAGUGAAGACGAAGCGGGGGGCUGCCAAGUGACGGCCAAUGUCACGUUAACAUCCCGGUGAGGCUCUGCGGGGAGCUGACGCUUUGAUCGCCCGCCCAAAAGCAUCCUCCAAGGCAGGCAGGAUGCUGCUGUGAGCCCUGCCUUCCCCUGCCCGUCCCAGCCUUGCGCCCAGCACCCUCGGGGCUGGCUGGAGAAGAGGGGUGCGGGGCCCGCUGGCACUGCCCCGUCUCCCCAGGAUGCUCUCCCGCGCCAGCGGCUGCUCCCCGUGCUCCUGUUCCGCGGCCAGACCGAGAUUGAAAGCUCAGCAGGCUGCCGGCAUGUUUUAGCCUCAUGCAGGCGUCCCUCAGAGACCCCAGAGCAGUGGACAGUAAUGUGAAAACGAUACUCAUGUCGUGUCUGAAAGGGCAACAGGUCAUCAUUAAAAUGGAGGCGAUGAAAAUCAUCCACCCGGAGAAGUUUUCAGAGCUGCAGGCCUCACAGCCGCGCUACGCGCCGGCCCCACGCCGCGAGCCACCCCUUGUGGCCAAGCGCGCGUGGCCCUCCGAGUCCGAGAUCAUCGUCAACCAGGCGUGUGGGGACAUCCCCGCCUUGGAUGCCACCCCCGGCCCCCUGCCGCUGCCCCGGACUCCCCCCCUGCCGCGGCGAGAGCGUGGGUACCAGAGCCAGCGGAAGGGCAGCUCGGAGGUCUGCUACCACCGGCAGCCGCCGUCGGACGAGGUGAUCGUCAACCAGUAUGUGCUGCACCCCUCAACGCCCUGUGAGCCCCUUGAGUGCCCCACCUGUGGCCACAUGUACAACUUCACCAACAAGCGGCCCCGCAUCCUCUCCUGCCUGCACUCAGUGUGCGAGGAGUGCCUGCAGAUCCUCUACGAGUCCUGCCCCAAGUACAAGUUCAUCUCCUGCCCCACCUGCAAGCGGGAGACCGUCCUCUUCACCGACUACGGGCUGGCGGCACUGGCCGUCAACACCAGUAUCCUCAACAGACUGCCGGCCGAGGCCCUGGCCGCCAACCCCGUCCAGUGGAGCAGUGACACCGACCGCAGCUGCUACCAGACCUUUCGCCAGUACUGUGGGGCUGCCUGCACCUGCCACAUCCGAAACCCGCUGUCCUCCUGCACCAUCAUGUGAGCCCCGCACCCCUGCCCGCACCUCCUGGCAGCAGGGCGGCCGGCGGGUGGGAGAGGAUGGCGCAGUGCCGUGGCCGGUCCCCAGUCCCUUCCUUGCCAGUGGCACAGCCCAGGGAUGCUCUGAUGCUCGCCAUGGCCAAGGACGUGGGACCGGUGACCUUGCCAGCACUCGUGGGGGGCGAUGGGGAUGCUGGGACCUGGCGGCAGCCCCCUACACCCCAGUGGUGCCCAGGGAGAGGGACGCUGGGAUGGGGAGCACGUCUACCAGCGCAUCCAGGGGCCCUGGCUCCCCCCAGUCCUGCAGCGGGUGCCCCCACUGUGCAUUGAGCAUCUUGCCAUGCUCCUUCCCUGGGCGCCUUCUCCCUUCUCUCUCCCAGUGGCUCCCACGAGUGGACUCUGGGUCCCGACCAGAGCGACACCUUCCGCAUCGCCCUGUGGCCACCAGCAAUGGCACAAGGAGCCCUGGAGGUGCACGGUGUCAUGCUGGGUCACCCGCCUGGCAUGGGAAGCGAGGACAGGUCCCCGGCUGCCCCCCGCCCCUUCUCUGUAAGUUAUUUGCCAAAGCUUUCAUCUCAGUGGCCAAGCUGCCGUGCGCCCGAGUUGAUUUAGUCACGCCAAGCCGCCGCACCGGCCCCUCGGUUGUGAGCAGACACGCGGCCCAUUUCCUCCGCAGGCCCUUGAGGAAAGCUCCACUUUAUCCUCAUUUUGGAGGAUUCUUGUUUUUCCCUGUCCGUCCCCGGCCGCCCCGUCCCAGGCCGCUAUGUGUUCACAAAGGCAUUGAGCUGUGCCCAUUCUCUGCCGCUCCGGCUGGGGCCCCACACCGAUGCCCCGUGAGAUGCCCAGGGGGGCGGCGUGGGGUCCGGUACCCCAAAUUGCUGGCUCCAGCGAGCGGAUUUGGCUGGGCAGGGGGGGCAGAGGUCUGGCUCCUGCCCACGGUCCCUCCCCUGGAGCAGCACCUCUGCUCUGACCCCUGUGCGGAGGGGCUGGCAGAGAGGCAGCCCCCUGUGCACAGUCUUGCUUUCUCCAGGGCACCUGGAGUGGUAAGUUUGCUGCCAAAAAAGCAAAAAAAAAACCCUAAAAAAAUAAAGAAAAAGCCAUAAUUUGCGGGUGCUCCCGCAGUGCUGAGCACCACAACCCAGCACGGCCACGGCACGAGGGGCACAUGCUGCCCGGUCCCAGGGCACUGGGGCCGGGUAAGCCAGAGGGGCCCCGCAGAGCCCCGCACCCUGGAGGAAGGAGCAGCCCCCGGCGCUGCCGAAGCCCAGCAUCCAUCCAGGGAGAGGGGCAGAACUGCCCCCCCCCCCCCAUCCUGAGGGAGCAGGCGAUGCCAACGGCACAGCCCCGGGUACCACCCCGCUGCCGGUGGAGAACGGGGGCCAAUACCGUUUCUGUGUUGCUCUGCCAAUGCCUCCCGCUGCUGGUUGUGACGAUGAUCAUGUUUUAUACCCGGCCUUGUUCUAACCCCCAUCAGUCUCCCCAAUAAAGAUUAUAUUGGAACGAA